CAUUGACAUCUGGAACUAAAGAAAAAAAAAACUAGAUUUUAGAAUGUGUAUGUUGUGGAAUAAAAAUUAAAGAAAUUGCAUAAAAUAAUUACAUAAACUGGUCUGUAACACUAUUGGUGUAUAAAGUUUGCAAUAUGUUUCUAACGAACAUAUUAAUGAAGAAAGCGAAAAGCAAGCUUGUGAUGGUGUUGAUGGAGAGUGCUGUGAGUGGUCAUAAGUUCGUCACAAUCAGAGAAAGGCUUGCUGACAAGUUGGAGUUGAUGCGCUUUGAUCCUUACAUUCAACAUGAGAGCCUUUACAAGGAAAGGAAGAAAAUCAGGAGCAUCAAGUCAAGUUAGGUAAUUCAUAUUUUAUUCUAGUGGGUAGAAAUAAUAGACAGUGGUAUAUUUAAAAUGUUAUAAUUUAGUUAUUGUACUUUAAUCAAUAAACAAAUCUUUGGA
Molecule: messenger RNA, 440 nt
Organism: Ostrinia nubilalis (European corn borer)
Lineage: Eukaryota; Metazoa; Arthropoda; Insecta; Lepidoptera; Crambidae
Gene: mRpL33
Product: large ribosomal subunit protein bL33m
Exons: 3
Coding region: 135-338 (67 amino acids)
Biological process (GO): translation
Cellular component (GO): ribosome; mitochondrion
Molecular function (GO): structural constituent of ribosome
Source: RefSeq, a predicted model, not a curated record